AGAUUGAACAUCGAAACAGCACACACUCUUCGCAGUGCGAACUGCAGGUUGCUGUUUGGUCGUUUCACAUUGCCUCUUCAAAAUGACUUUCUUCUCCCUUUCCCUCACCAUUCUCCUUUCCCUUCUCUCUGUUUUUCUUCUACAUGCCAAUGCUUACAAUCACCCCAUUCACCAUCGCCACCCUCGUUUUGCCACUCAUAACUACAGAGAUGCUCUCACCAAAUCCAUUCUCUUCUUCGAAGGCCAGAGGUCAGGGAAGCUCCCUCCUAACCAGAGAAUGUCUUGGAGGAGGGACUCUGGUCUUUCUGAUGGCGCAGCCAUGCGUGUUGAUUUGGUUGGAGGGUACUAUGAUGCUGGGGACAAUGUCAAAUUUGGCUUCCCCAUGGCCUUCACCACCACCAUGCUCUCAUGGAGCGUCAUUGAGUUUGGUGGGCUUAUGAAAGGUGAGUUGCAGAAUGCCAGAGUGGCCAUUCGCUGGGCCACUGAUUAUCUUCUCAAAGCUACUGCACAUCCUAACACCAUUUAUGUUCAGGUGGGGGAUGCUAAGAAGGACCAUUCUUGUUGGGAGAGACCAGAGGACAUGGACACUCCAAGAAGCGUGUUCAAAAUAGAUGCAAACACACCUGGUUCAGAAGUUGCCGCGGAAACUGCUGCAGCUCUUGCAGCUGCUUCUCUGGUUUUUAGAAGAACUGACCCUACAUACUCAAAAGUUUUAGCUAGAAGGGCCAUCAGGGUAUUCCAGUUUGCUGAUAAGUACAGGGGGUCCUACAGCAAUGCCUUGAAACCCUUUGUGUGUCCCUUCUACUGCUCUUACUCUGGUUAUCAGGAUGAGCUGUUGUGGGGUGCUGCCUGGCUGCACAAGGCUACAAAGAAUCCGAUGUACCUAAACUACAUUAAAGUUAAUGGCCAGAUCCUUGGAGCUGCAGAGUUUGACAACACCUUUGGGUGGGAUAACAAGCAUGCUGGAGCGAGAAUACUUCUUUCCAAGGAAUUCCUGGUUCAAAGGGUACAAUCCCUCCAUGACUACAAGGGCCAUGCGGACAAUUUCGUUUGUUCCCUAAUUCCUGGGACCUCUUUCUCUUCCACCCAGUAUACACCAGGUGGUCUUCUUUUCAAGAUGAGUGAUAGCAACAUGCAAUAUGUCACAUCCACCUCCUUCCUGCUGCUAACAUACGCCAAAUACUUAACCUCAGCUCAUACGGUUGUUAACUGUGGUGGAAUCGCAGUAACACCAAAGAGGCUUCGGUCAAUAGCUAAGAAACAGGUGGAUUACUUGCUUGGAGACAACCCCUUAAAGAUGUCGUACAUGGUGGGGUAUGGUCCAAGGUACCCAAGAAGGAUACACCACAGGGGUUCAUCUCUACCGUCCAUUGGUGUACACCCUGGAAAGAUCCAAUGUCGUGCAGGCUUCGGUGUGAUGAAUUCACAGUCCCCCAACCCAAACAUUCUAGUGGGGGCUAUUGUUGGUGGACCGGACCAACAUGAUAGGUUCCCAGAUGAACGGUCAGAUUAUGAGCAAUCAGAGCCAGCCACAUACAUUAACUCACCCCUUGUAGGAGCACUCGCUUAUCUUGCUCACUCAUUUGGUCAACUCUAAGACUCCAACUAAUUUGGGGUAUCCCAUGUUUUAUUUCAGUAGUGUUUUAUUUCUUAGAAGCACACACUCAUUUGAGACACCUUAGAAACCUUAUUGCUACCACGCUUAUGUACGUGUAUGUAUGUUAUGUCCAGUGAUAGUGUGUUCAACUUCUGAAGAAAUUGAAACCGAGUUACCGAUGUUUUGUUUUUGGUA
This is a messenger RNA of Vigna unguiculata (cowpea), 1792 nucleotides long. RefSeq names its product endoglucanase 17-like. Lineage: Eukaryota; Viridiplantae; Streptophyta; Magnoliopsida; Fabales; Fabaceae. Gene Ontology annotation, biological process: carbohydrate metabolic process. The record is from RefSeq and is a predicted model, not a curated record. Gene Ontology annotation, molecular function: hydrolase activity, hydrolyzing O-glycosyl compounds.